AUGCCGACUACCUACGGAUCCGUGGAAACGGAUAACGUCAAGCACCUACCUGGAGCCAAGUCGACCGCACCCAAGGUGUUGCUCAGCACUGUCGUGCUCGCUGCGGCCAUCGCGCUGAUGAUCAACCAGUUUGGCGACGUUGGCGUUAAGAUCAUCGCCGCGGUGGCCGUUGUCAUGUACUUGGUGCUGUUCGUCGGCUUUUGCUGCGCUUCGGUGUCGUAUGCAAGUACCCCAGUGCUGAUCCCGUUCAUCGCCGUCAAGCUGCAGUUGUUCGUCCUGUAUCUCCUGCUCGCGUAUGCGGCUCGUGGAUUCAAGCCAAGAUUCCCACAAUGGACGCUGGCCUACGAGCUAACUGUCAUGGGCCACCUCCUCGCUGACAAGAACGCUCAUCUGCUUCGAACCCCGUUCCAAAGGCACGGCAAGUCCAUUCUGAAGGCUAACAGCCGCCUGCAUGGCACGGUGGCCGAGAAGCUGGUGGCCAACGGCAUGGAGCACAUGUGGCUGCGUGACGCCGAGAAGAAGGAGACGCGCGUGGUGGUCAUCCACUUCCACGGCGGCGCCUACGUCGUGUCUGACCCGCUGCAGGACGUCGAGCUCGCCAACCAGACCCACACCAAGUUCAAGCAGAUUCUCAAGGAGAAGUACCAGAUCGACGCGUCCGUGGACGUUCUGCUGGCCAACUACCGCAUGGCUCCUCAGUUCCUGUACCCGACGGCUCUGGACGACUGCUUCACCAUGUACAAGUACGUGCUGAAGCACGAGAACAUCGCCCCCAACCACGUGGUGCUCAGCGGCGACAGUGCUGGAGGCGAAAUGACGCUCACCAACUGCAUGCGUCUGCGCGACACGACUCCGGAGCUCAAGCCUGCCGCUGCGCUGUGCUACUCGCCUCUGGUCGACCUCGAAGAGACUGGCGGUGACGACAUCACGCCGCACUGCCUGCUCGCCGCCAACUUCCUGGACAACAGUCUCGAGACGUACCUGAGCAGCGUGGACGACCCGAACAAGCGCUUCAAGGUGUCGCCUAUCAACCAGAACCUCAAGGACCUGCCCCCGACGUUCGUGCAGUUCGGCACGCUCGAACGCUUCUACGAGCAGGGGCUGCGCUUGGGAGUCACGAACAUGGAGCUGGACCUGCUCGAGAACAUUGUUCAUGACCCGGUGAUGUUCCCGACAGCGGUGAGCCCCGCUGCUGAAGGCGCUAUCCGCAACGCCUGCGCGUUCGCUGCGAAGCACCUGGCUCCUAUUCUGAAGGCUUAG
Messenger RNA from Phytophthora sojae, 1260 nucleotides. RefSeq lists its product as hypothetical. Gene Ontology annotation, molecular function: hydrolase activity. The record is from RefSeq and is a predicted model, not a curated record. The coding region runs from base 1 to 1260 and encodes 419 amino acids. Lineage: Eukaryota; Oomycota; Peronosporomycetes; Peronosporales; Peronosporaceae. The transcript is spliced from 2 exons.